Colletotrichum gloeosporioides is the source of this 468-nucleotide messenger RNA. RefSeq lists its product as uncharacterized. Lineage: Eukaryota; Fungi; Ascomycota; Sordariomycetes; Glomerellales; Glomerellaceae. Bases 1 to 468 code for a protein of 155 amino acids. The record is from RefSeq and is a predicted model, not a curated record. The transcript has 5 exons.
AUGUCGACGCCUCAUCAAGCCACCAACGUGGCUGCACCGCGGUUCAGUUCUGCUCAGCAACCAUUGCGUAGUCACCAGCAUCCAUCAUUCACCUCAAGCACCAACAUGUCGCAACAAACGCUCUGCCGUGUUUCUGUUCCCGAAGGAAAAUACGAGUUUCUUUGCAUCAUUCCAGACAAGCCUGGAACUCGCGAGAAACGCAUCGAGGUGCGAUCCCAGCACUUCGCCAACGCCAUGCCUUUGAUGGAGAGUGGAGUCUGGAAAACAGGCGGUGCCCUUUUGAACAGUGUUCCUAAGAGCGACAACUCGGAUGAUAUGUCUUUCGUUGGCAGUCAUGUCGUUGUUGUUGGUGAGUCCAUUGAACAGGUGCGAGAGGACCUGAAGAAAGACGUCUAUGCGACGUCUGGUGUUUGGGACGUAGAAAACGCUCAAAUUUACGCAUUCCGCGCUGCGUGGAGAAACCCCUGA